Diorhabda sublineata is the source of this 9114-nucleotide messenger RNA. RefSeq names its product hornerin-like. The record is from RefSeq and is a predicted model, not a curated record. The coding region runs from base 1 to 9114 and encodes 3037 amino acids. NCBI's taxonomy places the organism in Eukaryota, Metazoa, Arthropoda, Insecta, Coleoptera, Chrysomelidae. Gene Ontology annotation, cellular component: extracellular region. Gene Ontology annotation, molecular function: chitin binding. The transcript has 10 exons.
AUGAAUGUCCCGGGUUCCGUUUUGGUAGCUACUAUAAUUUGUUUAAUUACGAUUACUAAUGGUUUAGAUUUAGAUUUCUAUCCGACCGGAGACGGUACAGCUUUUUUCUACAGUUCUCAAUUUAGUUGCCCCGGCGAAGGAUUCUAUCCGGACUCCGACAAUUGCACGAUAUUCUACAGGUGUAUUCGAAACGGUCAAAAUAAUUUUAGUCCGAUAAGAUUCGAAUGUGCCAACGGAACAGUUUUCGAUCCGGCAACGACAACUUGCAACUACCCGUACGCCAGUAGUAGAGAAGAAUGCGGUGGAAAUGCUAUAGAAGAAACAUUCAAACCUGUCACUGGUCCAAUAACAGCAGAAAGUACGCAGUCGACUCCUAAUUUGGGCAACAGUUGCAGCCGAGAAGGUUUCGUGGGAGAUCCAGUCGAUUGUAAAAAGUUCUAUCGAUGCGUAUCAGACGGUCGAGGGGGAUUUAUUAAAUACGAAUUCAGUUGUGGAACCGGCACCGUUUGGGAUCCUAAUAUCCAAUCGUGCAACUUCGUUUGGGCUGCGAAUAGAGCCGAAUGCCUUGGAGAAGGAGGUACACAGUUACCCAAAGUUAGAUACGCUAGCGAUAAUUUGAGCUUUAAUCAAACCACCUCCAAUCAAAAUUCAUCCCAAGUCAAUUCCCAAAGCAGCAAUUCUUUUAGCAAUAGUUCCAGUUUCUCCUCUAGCAGCAGUAGUAGUAGUAGUAGCAGUAGCAAUAGUUCUAGCUCUAGUUGGAGUAGCAGUAAUAAUUCGUUACAAAACGGUAGCAGUAGCGAUUCGCAACAGAAUAAUAAUAGCGGAAACUGGCAACAAAACGGAAACAGUGGCAGUGGCAAUUCACAACAAAGUGGUACCAGUAGCAACAACAAUUCCCAACAGUUUGGAAGCAAUAAUUCACAACAAAGUGGUACCAGUAGCAAUAACAAUUCCCAACAGUUUGGAAGCAAUAAUUCACAACAAAGUGGUACCACUAGCAAUAACAAUUCACAACAGUCUAAUAGCAAUAAUAAUUCACAACAAAGUAGUACCAGUAGCAACAACAAUUCCCAACAGUUUGGUAGCAAUAAUAAUUCACAACAAAGUGGUACCAGUAGCAAUAACAAUUCCCAACAGUUUGGAAGCAAUAAUUCACAACAAAGUGGUACCAGUAGCAACAACAAUUCCCAACAGUUUGGAAACAAUAAUUCACAACAAAGUGGUACCAGUAGCAAUAACAAUUCACAACAGUCUAAUAGCAAUAAUAAUUCACAACAAAGUAGUACCAGUAGCAACAACAAUUCCCAACAGUUUGGAAGCAAUAAUUCACAACAAAGUGGUACCACUAGCAAUAACAAUUCACAACAGUCUAAUAGCAAUAAUAAUUCACAACAAAGUAGUACCAGUAGCAACAACAAUUCCCAACAGUUUGGUAGCAAUAAUAAUUCACAACAAAGUGGUACCAGUAGCAAUAACAAUUCCCAACAGUUUGGUAGCAAUAAUUCACAACAAAGUGGUACCAGUAGCAAUAACAAUUCACAACAGUCUAAUAGCAAUAAUAAUUCACAACAAAGUAGUAGCAGUAGCAACAACAAUUCCCAACAGUUUGGUAGCAAUAAUAAUUCACAACAAAGUGGUACCAGUAGCAAUAACAAUUCACAACAGUUUGGUAGCAAUAAUAAUUCACAACAAAGUAGUACUAGUAGCAAUAGCAAUUCACAACAAAGUAGUAGCAGUAGCAACAACAAUUCCCAACAGUCUGGUAGCAAUAAUAAUUCACAACAAACUGGUACCAGUAGCAAUAACAAUUCACAACAGAGUAAUAGUGAAAAUACUUCAAAUUCAACAGGUGACCAAAGUUCUUCUGGUUCGUCUUCAGGCCAAAACCAACAGAAUCAACAAGGUUCUUCUUCUAGCUCCAAUCAAAAUCAACAAGGUUCUUCUAGUUCUAGCCAAAAUCAACAAAACCAACAGGGUUCUAUGAGUUCCGGCCAGAACCAACAAGGUUCUUCUUCUAGCUCGAACCAAAAUCAACAAGGUUCUUCUAGUUCGAACCAAAAUCAACAAGGUUCUUCUAGUUCGAACCAAAAUCAACAAGGUUCUUCUAGUUCGAACCAAAAUCAACAAGGUUCUUCUAGUUCGAACCAAAAUCAACAAGGUUCUUCUAGUUCUAGCCAAAAUCAACAAAACCAACAGGGUUCUACGAGUUCCGGUCAGAACCAACAAGGUUCUUCUUCUAGUUCGAACCAAAAUCAACAAGGUUCUUCUAGUUCGAACCAAAAUCAACAAGGUUCUUCUUCUAGUUCGAACCAAAAUCAACAAGGUUCCUCUAGUUCGAACCAAAAUCAACAAGGUUCCUCUAGUUCGAACCAAAAUCAACAAGGUUCUUCUAGUUCUAGCCAAAAUCAACAAAACCAACAGGGUUCUAUGAGUUCCGGCCAGAAUCAACAAGGUUCUUCUUCUAGUUCGAACCAAAAUCAACAAGGUUCUUCUAGUUCUAGCCAAAAUCAACAAAACCAACAGGGUUCUAUGAGUUCCGGCCAGAAUCAACAAGGUUCUUCUUCUAGCUCGAACCAAAAUCAACAAGGUUCUUCUAGUUCUAGCCAAAAUCAACAAAACCAACAGGGUUCUAUGAGUUCCGGCCAGAACCAACAAGGUUCUUCUUCUAGCUCGAACCAAAAUCAACAAGGUUCUUCUAGUUCGAACCAAGAUCAACAAGGUUCUUCUAGUUCGAACCAAAAUCAACAAGGUUCUUCUAGUUCUAGCCAAAAUCAACAAAACCAACAGGGUUCUACGAGUUCCGGCCAGAAUCAACAAGGUUCUUCUUCUAGUUCGAACCAAAAUCAACAAGGUUCUUCUAGUUCGAACCAAAAUCAACAAAACCAACAGGGUUCUAGUUUCAUUGGAGAUGACAGAAAUUGUACCAAAUUUUAUAGAUGUGUUAGUAAUAAUCGAGGAGGUUAUACUCAGUAUGAGUUUAAUUGUGGAGAUGGUACGGUUUGGGAUCAAGAGAAAAUCACUUGUAACUAUCCCAGCGCUGUAGGCGGCAGAUGUGGUACUACCGAUAACCAAAACCAACAAAACACUGAAAAUCAAAAUGCUAACCAGCAAGGAUCCAACAAUCAAAACCAACAAGGAUCAGGAAACCAAGGAUCCAACAAUCAAAACCAACAAGGAUCAGGAAACCAAGGAUCCAACAAUCAAAACCAACAAGGAUCAGGUAACCAAGGUUCCAACAAUCAAAACCAACAAGGAUCAGGAAACCAAGGAUCCAACAAUCAAAACCAACAAGGAUCAGGAAACCAAGGAUCCAACAAUCAAAACCAACAAGGAUCAGGAAACCAAGGAUCCAACAAUCAAAACCAACAAGGAUCAGGAAACCAAGAAUCCAACAAUCAAAACCAAGGUUCCAACAAUCAAAGCCAACAAGGAUCAGGGAACCAGGGAUCCAGCAAUCAAAACCAAGGUUCCAACAAUCAAAGCCAACAAGGAUCAGGGAACCAGGGAUCCAGCAAUCAAAACCAACAAGGAUCAGGAAACCAGGGAUCCAGCAAUCAAAACCAAGGUUCCAACAAUCAAAGCCAACAAGGAUCAGGAAACCAAGAAUCCAACAAUCAAAACCAAGGUUCCAACAAUCAAAGCCAACAAGGAUCAGGAAACCAGGGAUCCAGCAAUCAAAACCAAGGUUCCAACAAUCAAAGCCAACAAGGAUCAGGAAACCAAGAAUCCAACAAUCAAAACCAAGGUUCGAACAAUCAAAGCCAACAAGGAUCAGGAAACCAGGGAUCCAGCAAUCAAAACCAACAAGGAUCAGGAAACCAAGGAUCUACUAAUCAAAAUAACGCAGGACAAAUAACAAAUGAACAAUGUGUUAAAGAUGGUUUUGCAGAAAAUGACAAGGACUGUAGUAAAUUUUACCGAUGUGUGGGAGAUGGAAAAGGAGGUUUUAUUAAAUAUGAAUUUUCGUGCGGCAAAGGAACAGUCUGGGAUCAAGCAUCAUUUUCUUGUAAUUACCCCUCAGCAGUAACUGGAAAAUGUAAUCAAGAUCAACAGAACCAAGAAAAUGGUCAACAAAAUGGAGGAAAUGGAUCAAAUCAAAAUGGCAACCAAAACGGAGGAAGUGGGUCAAAUCAAAAUGGCCAACAAAAUGGAUCAAAUCAAAAUGGAAACCAAAACGGAGGAAGUGGAUCAAAUCAAAAUGGACAACAAAGUGGAUCAAAUCAAAAUGGCAACCAAAACGGAGGAAGUGGGUCAAAUCAAAAUGGAUCAAAUCAAAAUGGACAACAAAAUGGAUCCAAUCAAAAUAGCAACCAAAACGGAGGAAGUGGGUCAAAUCAAAAUGGACAACAAAAUGGAUCCAAUCAAAAUGGUAACCAAAACGGGGGAAGUGGGUCAAAUCAAAAUGGAUCAAAUCAAAAUGGACAACAAAAUGGAUCAAAUCAAAAUGGCCAACAAAAUGGAUCAAAUCAAAAUGGACAACAAAAUGGAUCAAAUCAAAAUGGCAACCAGAACGGAGGAAGUGGGUCAAAUCAAAAUGGCCAACAAAAUGGAUCAAAUCAAAAUGGUCAACAAAAUGGAGGAAAUGGUGGAUCUAAUUCAGAGAAUAACCAGGGAUCCUGGAACCAGACAAAUAUUUCCAGCGGAGUUGGAUCUACUUGUUCAGAAGAAGGAUUUUUAGGUGAUCCGAAUGACUGUGGAAAGUUUUAUAGAUGCGUAUCCAACGGACAAAAUGGCUACACCAGGUAUGAAUUUUCUUGUCAAAAGGGCACCGUAUGGGAUACUGUACAAAUAACUUGUAACUUCCCUUGGGCUGUAUCGGGAAAAUGUUUUUCAUCAGCUCCUGGCACUCCAUCCAAUCAAAAUGGUCAACAAAAUGGAAGCACUGGAUCAAACCAAAAUGGUCAAGAAAAUGGUGGAACUGGAUCGAAUCAAAAUGGAGGAACUGGAACUAAUCAAAAUGGUCAACAAAAUGGUGGAACUGGAUCUAAUCAAAAUGGAGGAACUGGAACUAAUCAAAAUGGCCAACAAAAUGGUGGAGCUGGAUCAAAUCAAAAUGGAGGAACUGGAUCUAAUCAAAAUGGUCAACAAAAUGGUGGAACUGGAUCUAAUCAAAAUGGUCAACAAAAUGGUGGAACUGGAUCAAAUCAAAAUGGAGCAACUGGAUCUAAUCAAAAUGGUCAACAAAACGGUGGAACUGGAUCAAAUCAAAAUGGAGGAACUGGAUCUAAUCAAAAUGGUCAACAAAACGGUGGAACUGGAUCAAAUCAAAAUGGAGGAACUGGAUCUAAUCAAAAUGGUCAACAAAAUGGUGUAACUGGAUCAAAUCAAAGUGGAGGACCUGGAUCUAAUCAAAAUGGUCAACAAAAUGGUGGAACUGGAUCAAAUCAAAAUGGUGGCACUGGAUCAAAUCAAAAUGGUCAACAAAAUGGAGGAACUGGAUCAAACCAAAAUGGUAGUGAUGGAUCGAACCAAAAUGGCCAACAAAAUGGAGGCAGUGGAUCAAAUCAGAAUGGACAACAAAAUGGAGGCAGUGGAUCAAAUCAAAAUGGACAACAGAACGGAAAUGAUGGAUCUAAUUCACAAAAUAAUCAGGGUUCCUGGAACCAGACCAAUAUUUCGAGCGAAAUUGGAUCUACUUGUUCAAAAGAAGGCUUUUUGGGUGAUCCAAAUGACUGCGAAAAAUUUUAUAGAUGCGUUUCCAAUGGACAAAACGGCUACAUCAGGUAUGAAUUUUCAUGUCAAAAAGGAACCGUAUGGGAUACUGUACAAAUAACUUGUAACUACCCAUGGGCUGUAUCCGGAAAAUGUUAUUCAUCGGCACCUGACACUCCAUCAAACCAGAACGGAAGCGAUGGAUCAAAUCAAAAUGGCGACCAAAGCGGAGGAAGCCAACAAAAUGGAGAUAAUGGCUCGGAUCUGAAUAAUCAGCAAAAUGGGUCGAAUGGUCAGCAAAACGGAGGGAGUGGAUCCAAUCAAAAUGGCCAACAAAAUGGGGGAGCUGGAUCUAAUCAAAAUGGCCAACAAAAUGGAAGUAACGCAUCGAAUGAAAAUGGCCAACAAAAUGGUGGAACUGGAUCAAAUCAAAAUGGUCAACAAACCGGAAAUAAUGGAUCAAAUCAAAAUGGCCAACAAAAUGGGGGAACUGGAUCUAAUCAAAAUGGUCAACAAACCGGAAAUAAUGGAUCAAAUCAAAAUGGCCAACAAAAUGGGGGAACUGGAUCAAAUCAAAAUGGCCAACAAACCGGAAAUAAUGAAUCAAAUCAAAAUGGCCAACAAAAUGGGGGAACUGGAUCUAAUCAAAAUGGUCAACAAACCGGAAAUAAUGGAUCAAAUCAAAAUGGCCAACAAAAUGGGGGAACUGGAUCAAAUCAAAAUGGCCAACAAACUGGAAAUAAUGAAUCAAAUCAAAAUGGCCAACAAAAUGGGGGAACUGGAUCUAAUCAAAAUGGCCAACAAAAUGGAAGUAACGCAUCGAAUGAAAAUGGCCAACAAAAUGGUGGAACUGGAUCAAAUCAAAAUGGCCAACAAAAUGGGGGAACUGGAUCAAAUCAAAAUGGUCAACAAACCGGAAAUAAUGGAUCAAAUCAAAAUGGCCAACAAAAUGGUGGAACUGGAUCAAAUCAAAAUGGUCAACAAACCGGAAAUAAUGGAUCAAAUCAAAAUGGCCAACAAAAUGGGGGAACUGGAUCAAAUCAAAAUGGCCAACAAACCGGAAAUAAUGAAUCAAAUCAAAAUGGCCAACAAAAUGGGGGAACUGGAUCUAAUCAAAAUGGCCAACAAAAUGGGGGAACUGGAUCUAAUCAAAAUGGCCAACAAAAUGGAAGUAACGCAUCGAAUGAAAAUGGCCAACAAAAUGGUGGAACUGGAUCAAAUCAAAAUGGUCAACAAACUGGAAAUAAUGGAUCAAAUCAAAAUGGCCAACAAAAUGGGGGAACUGGAUCAAAUCAAAAUGGCCAACAAACCGGAAAUAAUGAAUCAAAUCAAAAUGGCCAACAAAAUGGGGGAACUGGAUCUAAUCAAAAUGGCCAACAAAAUGGAAGUAACGCAUCGAAUGAAAAUGGCCAACAAAAUGGUGGAACUGGAUCAAAUCAAAAUGGUCAACAAACCGGAAAUAAUGGAUCAAAUCAAAAUGGCCAACAGGGAACCUGGAACCAGACCGAUAUUUCAAGUGAAGUUGGAUCUACUUGCACAAAAGAAGGCUUUUUAGGUGAUCCGAAUGAUUGCAUGAAAUUUUAUAGAUGUGUAUCUAACGGACAAAAUGGCUACAUCAGGUAUGAAUUUUCAUGUCAAAAAGGAACUGUAUGGGAUACUGUACAAAUAACUUGUAACUAUCCAUGGGCAGUGUCUGGAAAAUGUUAUUCUCCAGCACCGGGAAUAGCGUCAAACGAAAAUAACCAACAAAAUGGAGACAAUGGAUCGAAUCAAAAUGGCAGCCAAAACGGAGGCACUGGAUCCAAUCAAAAUGGUCAACAAAAUGGAAGUAAUGGAUCAAAUCAAAAUGGCCAACAAAAUGGAAAUAAUGGAUCGAAUGGAAACGGCCAACAAAAUGGAGGAAAUGGGUCGAACCAAAAUGGACAACAAACCGGAAAUAAUGGAUCAAAUCAAAAUGGCAACCAAAACGGAGGAACGGGAUCGAAUCAAAAUGGACAACAAAAUGGAGGAACUGGGUCCAAUCAAAAUGGCCAACAAACCGGAAAUAACGGAUCAAAUCAAAAUGGCCAACAUACCGGAAAUAAUGGAUCAAAUCAAAAUGGCAACCAAAACGGAGGAACGGGAUCGAAUCAAAAUGGACAACAAAAUGGAGGAACUGGGUCCAAUCAAAAUGGCCAACAAACCGGAAAUAACGGAUCAAAUCAAAAUGGCCAACAAACCGGAAAUAAUGGAUCAAAUCAAAAUGGCAACCAAAACGGAGGAACAGGAACCGUUCAAAAUGGACAACAAAAUGGAGGAACUGGGUCCAAUCAAAAUGGCCAACAAACCGGAAAUAACGGAUCAAAUCAAAAUGGCCAACAAACCGGAAAUAAUGGAUCAAAUCAAAAUGGCAACCAAAACGGAGGAACAGGAUCGAAUCAAAAUGGUCAACAAAAUGGAAGUAAUGGAUCGAACCAAAAUGGACAACAAAAUGGAGGAACUGGGUCCAAUCAAAAUGGCCAACAAAAUGGAAAUAAUGGAUCAAAUCAAAAUGGCAACCAAAACGGGGGAACAGGAUCAAAUCAAAAUGGUCAACAAAAUGGAAGUAAUGGAUCGAAUCAAAAUGGGGGAACAGGAUCAAAUCAAAAUGGUCAACAAAAUGGAAACAACGGAUCAAAUCAAAAUGGCCAACAAACCGGAAAUAAUGGAUCAAAUCAUAAUGGCAACCAAAAUGGGGGAACAGGAUCAAAUCAAAAUGGUCAACAAAAUGGAAGUAAUGGAUCGAAUCAAAAUGGAGGUACAGUUUCCAACCAAAACGGACAACAAAAUGGUGGAACUGGGUCCAAUCAAAAUGGCCAACAAAUCGGAAGUAACGGAUCGAAUCAAAAUGGCCAACAAAAUGGGGAAAUAUCGUGCCCGAUUGGUGAGUUGGACGGUAACCAAACAACUUUAAUCUGCCCUACAGGAUUCCGAAGACACCCCCGGUACUGUAACUUGUUCUACCAAUGUACUACGAGUAAAAAUGGGCACGAUUUCAAAGUACUAGUGUUAAGUUGUCCGGAUGGAUUGUUGUUCGAUGAUACGAAAAUUCAAUGUUUACCUCCAAACGAAGCUAGCACCUGCACGAGUGAAAUCGCUUCAAGUACUCUAUAUAGACGUUUAGAAGCGAAUUCAAUUCCACCAUUCCAGGUUGCGAAUACGAACCGCCUUUGUCCAACAGAAGGUACUCACAGUCUAGAAUCCACAGCUUGUAGUCCCAAUUUCGUCAAAUGUCUAAAAUCCAGUAGACGCGAUCGAUAUUUGGAAGGUUACAUGUUCAAAUGCCCCGAAGGUUUCUCCUAUUGGACUAUAAGUCGACGCUGCGAACGCAACUACAGACUCAUAGACUGCGCCACCACUCCGAGUGAUACUUUCAACCGGGAAGUACCCACGGAAUACGAUAACGUUUCUCUAAGAAGAAGAAAAAGCGCCUACAACUGGUAA